UUUGAACAUGCAUUUCAACCCUAUAACAUAUUCUCUAAGACCUUUUUCUAGGGAGUGGCGUAAGACGCCCCCCUCAGGGGCGUCCGCGAGUAAAUAUUCAGUUCCUUUUAACCAAAUUUUCUACUUUUUUAGUUUCUUUUUUGAGCCGAAUUCGAAAUGGAAAUCUUCCUUCAGCGAUGGCCUAAGUGGAGAAGGAUUUAGCCUUAAACUUGGCCUUACUCUUCAAUACAGAAUUGUCUGUGACUCGCCACCAUGCCCCAUGUUUCCCAAGGAACCAAGACCCGGAGUAAACAUAUCUAAUGAUGAAAGAUCAAUUUCCUCAAAAACCACAAUUUCUCCAGAUAUAACAGCUUGUGGAACAGUUAACUGUGAUUGUUCAAUGGAAUAUCAGUUGGUCAGAUAUUUAGCUACAAUAGGUAUUAAAUAUUAA
Messenger RNA from Eurytemora carolleeae, 430 nucleotides. RefSeq lists its product as uncharacterized. The record is from RefSeq and is a predicted model, not a curated record. Bases 8 to 430 code for a protein of 140 amino acids. Lineage: Eukaryota; Metazoa; Arthropoda; Copepoda; Calanoida; Temoridae. The transcript has 4 exons.